CCCUUUCGCUACGAGAGUAAGCUCCGUCCGCUCCUUGCAAAAUCAGAACUUCAGGUAAAGGUAAGACUUUGAGAGAUGGUUAAACACAACAAUGUCGUGCCAAAUGGGCACUUUAAGAAGCACUGGCAGAAUUAUGUCAAGACUUGGUUUAACCAGCCUGCAAGGAAGACCAGGAGACGCGUUGCUCGUCAAAAGAAGGCGGUGAAAAUCUUUCCUCGCCCGACAGCGGGGCCGCUUCGCCCCAUUGUUCACGGGCAGACUUUGAAGUAUAACAUGAAAUUGAGGGCUGGGAGAGGCUUCACUCUUGAAGAACUCAAGGCUGCAGGCAUUCCUAAGAAACUAGCACCAACUAUUGGCAUUUCUGUUGAUCACCGCCGUAAGAACCGAUCCUUGGAGGGUCUUCAAGCUAAUGUUCAAAGGUUGAAGACAUACAAGGCCAAAUUGGUUGUCUUCCCAAGACGCACACGCAAAGCUAAGGCUGGUGAUUCUGCUCCGGAGGAACUGGCAACAGCAACCCAAGUACAAGGCCCCUACAUGCCUAUCACUCUUGAGAAACCUACUGUGGAGCUUGUUAAGGUUACUGAAGAUAUGAAGUCCUUCAAGGCAUAUGGCAAGCUGCGUGUGGAGAGGAUGAACACACGCCAUGUUGGUGCCAGGCUGAAGAAGGCUGCAGAGGCUGAGAAGGAAGAAAAGAAGUAAAGUUGUUUGACUUGAUUACACAUAAUUUUGAAGUCUGAUG
This is a messenger RNA of Pistacia vera, 739 nucleotides long. RefSeq names its product 60S ribosomal protein L13-1-like. Gene Ontology annotation, molecular function: RNA binding; structural constituent of ribosome. Gene Ontology annotation, biological process: translation. The coding region runs from base 76 to 699 and encodes 207 amino acids. Gene Ontology annotation, cellular component: cytosolic large ribosomal subunit; ribosome. The transcript is spliced from 5 exons. The record is from RefSeq and is a predicted model, not a curated record. Lineage: Eukaryota; Viridiplantae; Streptophyta; Magnoliopsida; Sapindales; Anacardiaceae.